AUGUCUGCAGAACCUGAUCACGCCCAUGACAAGAAGAAGGUCAACCUACAUGAUGCUUCGGGCGCGGAAAAGAGAGAGGUACGGAUUUCUCCCGGCAACCUCCAUGGUGACGAAUCCCAGACUGACAAAGCUAUCCAGGAGCUUGAUACGGCCACAGCCAUCCUGAAAAAGAAGAAGAAGCCAAACUCAUUGAUUGUGACCGAUGCUACGAACGAUGAUAACUCCAUCAUUGCUCUCUCAAACAACACCAUGGAGACGUUACAACUGUUCCGAGGCGAUACAGUCUUGGUCCGAGGAAAGAAACGAAAGGACACCGUCUUGAUCGUCCUAGCCGAUGACGACCUCGACGAUGGAAGCGCUCGUAUCAACAGAGUGGUUCGCCACAACCUUAGAGUCAAGCACGGCGAUAUCAUCACUGUUCACCCUUGUCCUGACAUCAAAUAUGCGAAGCGCAUUGCUGUUCUUCCUAUCGCAGAUACCAUCGAGGGUCUGACCGGGUCUCUCUUCGACGUCUUCCUCGCCCCCUACUUCCGCGAAGCCUACCGGCCUGUCCGACAAGGAGACCUCUUUACAGUUCGAGCCAGUAUGAGACAAGUCGAAUUUAAAGUGGUCGAAGUCGAUCCCCCGGAGUACGGCAUUGUGGCCCAAGAUACCGUUAUUCACUGUGAAGGAGACCCGAUCCAGCGUGAAGACGAGGAAGGAAACUUGAACGAGGUCGGAUACGAUGAUAUUGGUGGUUGCAGAAAGCAGAUGGCUCAGAUCCGCGAAUUGGUGGAGUUGCCACUGCGACAUCCCCAGCUGUUCAAGUCGAUCGGGAUCAAACCUCCCCGAGGUAUCCUCAUGUAUGGCCCUCCGGGUACUGGUAAGACCCUGAUGGCACGAGCUGUCGCCAACGAAACCGGUGCUUUCUUCUUCCUGAUCAACGGCCCCGAAAUCAUGUCAAAGAUGGCUGGUGAAUCAGAAUCCAACCUGCGGAAAGCUUUCGAGGAAGCUGAGAAGAACUCUCCUGCCAUUAUCUUCAUCGACGAAAUCGACUCUAUCGCACCAAAGCGAGAGAAGACCAACGGCGAGGUAGAGCGACGUGUCGUCUCGCAACUGCUCACUCUCAUGGAUGGCAUGAAGGCGAGGUCCAACGUGGUCGUGAUGGCUGCCACCAACCGACCCAACUCGAUCGAUCCCGCCCUUAGACGAUUUGGUCGAUUUGAUCGUGAAGUCGACAUCGGUAUCCCGGACCCGACUGGCCGUCUGGAAAUUCUGCAAAUCCACACCAAGAACAUGAAAUUGGCCGAAGAUGUUGACCUUGAGUCGAUCGCCGCCGAGACUCACGGUUACGUCGGUUCUGAUAUUGCAUCACUCUGCUCCGAGGCCGCCAUGCAGCAGAUUCGUGAGAAGAUGGAUUUGAUCGACCUGGACGAGGACACAAUCGAUGCCGAAGUGUUGGAUUCGCUGGGAGUCACCAUGGAAAACUUCCGGUAUGCCCUGGGUGUCUCCAAUCCCUCUGCUCUCCGCGAGGUGGCGGUUGUCGAAGUUCCCAACGUUCGCUGGGACGAUAUCGGUGGUCUCGAGGGUGUCAAGCGCGAACUCAUCGAGUCUGUGCAAUACCCUGUCGACCACCCCGAGAAAUUCCUCAAAUUCGGUCUUUCACCAUCUCGAGGAGUGUUGUUCUACGGUCCUCCCGGAACCGGUAAAACUAUGCUUGCCAAAGCCGUGGCCAACGAAUGUGCCGCAAACUUCAUCUCCGUCAAGGGUCCUGAGCUUCUCAGUAUGUGGUUCGGCGAGUCUGAAAGCAAUAUCCGAGAUAUCUUCGACAAGGCGCGUGCCGCAGCUCCCUGUGUCGUCUUCCUUGACGAACUUGACUCGAUUGCCAAAUCCCGUGGUGGUUCCGUGGGUGAUGCCGGUGGUGCAUCUGACCGGGUUGUUAACCAGCUCCUCACUGAAAUGGAUGGCAUGACCUCGAAGAAGAACGUCUUUGUUAUCGGCGCUACCAACCGACCUGAGCAACUCGACAAUGCUCUUUGCCGACCCGGACGUCUGGACACUCUUGUCUAUGUCCCCCUUCCCGACGAAGCAUCCCGUGAAUCCAUUCUCCGGGCGCAACUGCGCAAGACUCCUGUCGCUGGAGAUGUGGAUCUUAAAUACAUUGCCAGCAAGACCCAUGGUUUCUCCGGUGCCGAUUUGGGCUUCGUCACACAACGGGCUGUCAAACUCGCCAUCAAGGAGUCGAUUGCCGCAGACAUUGAAAGACAGAAGGAACGUGAGGCCGCUGGCGAGGAUGCCAUGGACGCCGACGAAGGCGAGGAUCCCGUCCCCGAGCUGACCCGACGACACUUUGAAGAGGCCAUGCAAGCUGCCCGGCGGUCCGUUAGCGAUGUGGAGAUUCGCCGCUAUGAAGCCUUUGCACAAGCCAUGAAACAGAGCGGUGGUAGUGCUUUCUUCAAAUUCCCUUCUGCUGGUCAAGAAGCCGAUGCCGCCAACGGUACUGGCUUUGGUGAUGCUGGCAAUGAUGACAGCUUGUACGACUAA
Molecule: messenger RNA, 2523 nt
Organism: Fonsecaea nubica
Lineage: Eukaryota; Fungi; Ascomycota; Eurotiomycetes; Chaetothyriales; Herpotrichiellaceae
Product: cell division control protein 48
Exons: 4
Coding region: 1-2523 (840 amino acids)
Biological process (GO): mitotic spindle disassembly; retrograde protein transport, ER to cytosol; autophagosome maturation
Cellular component (GO): nucleus; cytosol; VCP-NPL4-UFD1 AAA ATPase complex
Molecular function (GO): ATP binding; ATP hydrolysis activity; polyubiquitin modification-dependent protein binding
Source: RefSeq, a predicted model, not a curated record